AUGGCUCUCCUCCUGGCAUUGGAGGCCCAGACCGACACAAAGGCCCUGCAAACAUGGACAAGGACUUCAGGCUCUCCUCUCUGUCUCACAGCCUUAGGACUCCAGAGUGUCAACUGGCAGAUGACCUCCAACCGCUCUGCGCAUCACACAGACAAGUUCUCCAGCCAGGAGCCCCCCUUGCGGAGAGGCCAACCCUUCAAUUUAAUGUUGAUCUUUAACCGAAAUCUGGACUCCAGAGAAAUUCUGGAGUUCACAGUCUCCACAGGGCCUAAACCCUCAGAGUCAGCCAGGACUAAGGCUGUGUUUCCACUCUCCAAUGGGAAUAGUGGUGGCUGGCGUGCGGUGCUUGGGGCCAGCAAUAACAACACUCUGACAAUCUCCGUCUCCAGUCCUGCCAAUGCACCCAUAGGACGAUACCAAAUGAGCCUUCAGAUCUCCUCCCAGGGCCAUGUCUCUUCUCUGAAUCUUGGGGCAUUCAUACUGCUCUUUAACCCUUGGCUGCAAGAGGAUAGCGUCUUCAUGAGUAACAGCGCUGAAAGAGAAGAGUAUGUUCAAGAAGAUGCCGGCAUCAUCUAUGUGGGAAGCACAAAUCGAAUUAGCAUGGUUGGCUGGAACUUCGGACAGUUUGAAGAUGACAUUCUGAGCAUUUGCCUGUCAGUCUUGGAUAAGAGUCUGAAUUUCCGCCGUGACCCUGCUAGUGACGUGGCCCGAAGAAAUGACCCCAAAUAUGUUGGCCGGGUGCUGAGUGCCAUGAUUAAUGGCAAUGAUGACAACGGUGUACUUGCUGGGAACUGGAGUGGCAGUUACACGGGUGGCCGGGACCCAAGGAACUGGAAUGGCAGCGUGGAGAUCCUCAAGGAGUGGAAAAAAUCUGGCUUCAGACCAGUCCGAUAUGGCCAGUGCUGGGUCUUUGCCGGGACCCUCAACACAGUGAUGCGGUGUUUGGGGAUUCCCUCCCGGGUGAUCACCAACUUCAACUCAGCUCACGACACAGACCGGAACCUCAGCGUGGAUGUGUACUACGAUGCCCAGGGAAACCCCCUGGACAAAGGCAGUGAUAGCGUAUGGAAUUUCCAUGUCUGGAAUGAAGGCUGGUUUGUGCGGUCUGACCUGGGCCCCUCGUACAGUGGAUGGCAGGUGUUGGAUGCUACCCCCCAGGAGAGGAGCCAAGGGGUGUUCCAGUGUGGCCCCGCUUCGGUUACCGCUGUCCGAGAGGGUGACGUGAACCUGGAUUUCGACAUGCCCUUCGUCUUCGCGGAGGUUAAUGCCGACCGCAUCACCUGGAUCUACAAUACCUCCAACGGCACCCAGAGGCAGAACUCCUUGGACACUCGCUCAGUUGGCAAGUACAUGAGCACCAAGGCAGUAGGCAGCAACUCCCGCGUGGACAUCACGGAGAAGUACAAGUACCCGGAAGGUUCCAGCCAGGAAAGACAAGUGUACCAGAAGGCUUUGGGGAAACUUAAACCCAAUGCAUCAUUUGGCCCAACAUCUGCAGGAUUUGGAACAGAGGAACAGGAGCCCAGCAUCUCUGGGAAGUUCAAGAUCAUUGGCAUACUGGCAGUGGGCAAAGAAGUUAACCUGGUCCUGCUGCUCAAAAACCUGACCAGUGAUGUGAAAACAGUGACAGUAAACAUGACAGCCUGGACCAUUGUCUACAAUGGCACACUUGUACAUGAGGUGUGGAAGGACUCCGUCACAAUAUCUCUGGACCCUGAAGAAGAAGUGCAGCAGCCCGUGAAGAUCUCGUAUGCUCAGUACGAGAAGUACCUGAAGGCGGACAACAUGAUCCGGAUCACAGCCGUGUGCAAGGUUUCUGACGAGGCCGAGGUGGUGGUGGAGCGGGAUGUCAUCCUGGACAACCCCACCCUGACCCUGGAGGUGCUAGACCAGGCCCAAGUGCGGAAGCCCGUGAACGUGCAGAUGCUCUUCUCCAACCCCCUGGACGAGCCGGUGAAGGACUGUGUGCUGAUGGUGGAGGGAAGCGGCCUGCUGCGGGGCAACCUCAAGAUCGACGUGCCGACCCUGAGCCCCAAGGAGCAGUCCCGGGUCCGUUUUGAGAUCCUGCCCACUCGGAGUGGCACCAAGCAGCUGCUGGCAGACUUCUCCUGCAACAAGUUCCCCGCCAUCAAGGCCAUGCUAUCCAUCGACGUGGCAGAGUGA
Messenger RNA from Cynocephalus volans (Philippine flying lemur), 2163 nucleotides. RefSeq names its product transglutaminase 3 (gene TGM3). Gene Ontology annotation, biological process: peptide cross-linking. Gene Ontology annotation, molecular function: protein-glutamine gamma-glutamyltransferase activity. The record is from RefSeq and is a predicted model, not a curated record. NCBI's taxonomy places the organism in Eukaryota, Metazoa, Chordata, Mammalia, Dermoptera, Cynocephalidae. The transcript has 13 exons. Bases 1 to 2163 code for a protein of 720 amino acids.